Molecule: messenger RNA, 5310 nt
Organism: Globicephala melas (long-finned pilot whale)
Lineage: Eukaryota; Metazoa; Chordata; Mammalia; Artiodactyla; Delphinidae
Gene: PLEKHA7
Product: pleckstrin homology domain containing A7
Biological process (GO): pore complex assembly; zonula adherens maintenance; cell-cell adhesion mediated by cadherin
Cellular component (GO): pore complex; zonula adherens
Molecular function (GO): protein binding
Source: RefSeq, a predicted model, not a curated record
CCUCCCUCCCCGCGGCGGCCGCGGCUACUCAGUGCGCGGCGAACAUGGCGGCGGCGGUCGGGCGGGACACUUUACCUGAGCACUGGUCCUACGGCGUGUGCCGGGACGGCCGCGUCUUCUUCAUCAACGACCAGCUUCGCUGCACAACCUGGCUACACCCGCGCACCGGGGAACCAGUCAACUCUGGCCACAUGAUCCGCUCAGACCUGCCCCGCGGCUGGGAGGAGGGCUUCACGGAGGAGGGCGCCAGUUACUUCAUCGACCAUAACCAGCAGACCACAGCCUUCAGACAUCCUGUGAGUGGGCAGUUUUCUCCAGAAAAUAGCGAAUUUAUUCUUCAAGAAGAGCCAAAUCUGCAUAUGUCGAAGCGAGAGAGAAACCAAAGACCGUCCAGCAUGGUCAGUGAAACGUCCACGGCUGGGACCACUUCUACCGUGGAGGCCAAGCCUGGCCCCAAGAUCAUAAAGUCCAGUAAAGUCCACAGCUUUGGGAAGAGGGACCAAGCCAUUCGGAGGAACCCCAAUGUUCCGGUGGUGGUGAGGGGCUGGUUGCACAAGCAGGACAGUUCUGGGAUGAGGCUGUGGAAGAGGAGGUGGUUUGUGCUUGCUGAUUAUUGCUUGUUUUACUAUAAAGACAGCCGAGAAGAAGUGGUCCUUGGGAGCAUCCCUCUGCCCAGCUACGUGAUCUCAACAGUGGCCCCCGAGGAUCGCAUAAGUCGCAAGUAUUCCUUUAAGGCCGUGCACAUGGGGAUGCGAGCACUCAUCUAUAAUAGCUCCACCAGGGGCUCUCAGGCCGAGCAGUCAGGCAUGAGGACCUACUACUUCAGUGCCGACACCCAGGAGGACAUGAACGCUUGGGUCAGGGCCAUGAACCAGGCUGCACAGGUGCUAUCUCGAUCGUCACUGAAGAGGGACAUGGAGAAGGUGGAGCGGCAGGCGGUCCCCCAGGCCAACCACACAGAGUCCUGUCGAGAAUGUGGCCGCGUGGGACCUGGACAUGCAAGGGAUUGUUCUCAUCGCAAACGCGAGGAUUCCUUUGGAUUCGAGAGGCGGGAGCAGGAGGAAGACCGGUACCGCUCCCAGAGGGACCCACUGGAGGGCAAGCGGGACAGGAGCAAGGCCAGGUCCCCAUACUCACCCACCGAAGAGGAUGCCUUGUUCGUGGAUUUACCCUGUGGCCCAAGAGGCCAGCAGGCUCAGCCCCAAAGGGCAGAGAGGAACGGUGUGCUGCCUGGCACAUCUGGCCCAGGAGAGCAGAACGGGACUGGCGGGUACCAGCGGGUCUUUCCUUCCAGGACCAACGCUGAGAAGCACAGCCAGAGGAAGAGCAGCCUGGCGCACGUGGAGCAAUGGGCAAAGACCCAGAAGGCGGACGGCAGGAGCCUGCCCCUGGACCAGACCCUUCCUCGCCAUGGUCCCAGCCAAUCCCUGUCCUUCCCAGAAAACUACCAGACUCUUCCCAGGAGCAGCCGACACCCCUCAGGGGGCUCUUCGCCCCCUCCCCGCAACCUGCCGAGUGACUACAAGUACGCGCAGGACCGAGCCAGCCACCUGAAGAUGUCGAGUGAGGAGCGCCGGGCACACCGGGAUGGCACGGUGUGGCAGCUCUACGAGUGGCAGCAACGCCAGCAGUUCCGGCACGGCAGCCCCACGGCGCCCAUCUGUGCCGGUUCCCCGGAGUUCACCGACCAGGGCCGAAGCAGGAGCAUGCUAGAGGUGCCCCGCUCCAUCUCUGUGCCUCCAUCUCCCUCGGACAUUCCUCCCCCGGGACCCAUGAGGGCCUUCCCACCCCGGCGGCCACACACGCCAGCAGAGAGGGUCACUGUGAAGCCACCGGACCGGAGAAGGAGUGUGGACAUCUCACUGAGCGGUUCUCCCAGGAAGACAUGGGGCCACACCACCAAGAACUCCUCUCAUCUGGACCGACGCUCCAUGCCCUCCAUGGGUUACAUGACCCACACUGUCAGUGCUCCCAGUUUACAUGGAAAAUCGGCUGACGAUACCUACCUCCAGCUGAAGAAAGACCUGGAGUACCUGGACCUAAAGAUGACAGGCCGGGAUCUUCUCAAGGACCGAAGUCUGAGGCCAGUGAAGAUUGCCGAGAGUGACAUUGACGUUAAACUGAGCGUCUUCUGUGAACAAGACAGGAUCCUCCAGGACUUGGAAGACAAGAUACGAGCCCUCAAGGAGAACAAAGAUCAGCUGGAAUCCGUGCUGGAGGUGUUGCACAGGCAGAUGGAGCAGUACCGAGACCAGCCCCAGCACCUGGAGAAGAUUGCCUACCAGCAGAGGCUGCUGCAGGAGGACCUUGUCCACAUCCGGGCAGAGCUCUCCAGAGAGUCCACUGAGAUGGAAAAUGCCUGGAAUGAAUACCUGAAGUUAGAGAGAGAUGUGGAGCAGCUGAAGCAGACCCUGCAGGAACGACACAGAAGAGCCUUUUUUUUCCAGGAGAAAUCGCAGAUACAGAAGGAUCUCUGGAGGAUCGAAGAUGUCACUGCAGGCCUGAGUGCAAAUAAAGAGAACUUCAGAAUCCUGGUGGAAUCGGUCAAAAAUCCGGAGAGGAAAACAGUGCCUUUGUUUCCUUACCCGCCUGUGCCUUCAAUCUCCUCUUCUGAGAGCAAGCCGUCCCUGCUGCCCAGCCCUCCCACCAGCCCCAUGCGGACCCCUCUGGAGGUUCGACUCUUCCCCCAGCUGCAAACCUACGUGCCGUACCGACCUCACCUGCCCCAGCUGAGGAAGGUGAUGUCUCCCCUUCAGUCACCAACCAAGACGAAGCCCAAAGUUGAAGACGAGGCACCUCCCAGGCCCCCGCUCCCUGAGCUCUACAGCCCGGAGGACCAGCCCCCGGCCGUGCCACCUCUACCGAGGGAGGCCACCAUCAUCCGGCACACUUCAGUGAGGGGCCUCAAGCGGCAGUCGGACGAGAGGAAACGAGACCGGGAGCAGGGGCAGUGUGUGAACGGGGACUCGAGGGUGGAACUCCGGUCAUACGUCAGUGAGCCUGAGCUGGCGACCUUCAGUGGGGACAUGGCCCCUCCCUCCCUGGGACUCGUGGGCUCUGAGAGCAGGUACCAGACGUUGCCAGGCAGAGGGCUCUCGGGGUCCACGUCAAGGCUCCAGCAGUCGUCCACCAUUGCUCCCUACGUCACGCUUCGGAGGGGUCUAGAUGCCGAAAGCAGCAAGGUGACCUACCCUAGACCCAGGAGUGCCUUGGAGCGCCUGUACUCAGGGGACCACCAGCGGGGCAAGAUGAGCGCGGAGGAGCAGCUCGAGCGCAUGAAGCGGCACCAGAAGGCGCUGGUCCGGGAGCGCAAGAGGACGCUGAGCCAAGGAGAGAGGACGGGUCUGCCCUCGUCCCGCUACCUCGGCCAACCACUCCCUGGAGAUCUCGGCUCAUGGAAGCGCGAGCAGGACUUUGACCUGCAGCUGCUGGAACGGGCCGUACCAGGGGACAGAAAGGACAAGGAGGAGAAUGGCUGGCUGAAGGUGCAGGCUAUGCCUGUCACUGAGUUGGACCUGGAACCACAAGACUAUGACGUGGACAUCAGCAGAGAGCUCUCCAAACCAGAGAAGGUCUCCAUCCCCGAGCGUUACGUGGAGCUGGAUCCUGAAGACCCGCCCAGCCUGGAGGAGCUGCAGGCGCGGUACCGCAAGGCCGAGAAGAUCCGUAACAUCCUUACCCGGUCCAGCAUGUGCAACCUGCAGCCGGUGUCUGGCCAGGACCGGGAUGGCGUGGCCGACCUGGACUCGCAGCUGCAGGCGCAGGAGCGCAUCAUCAACAUCUCCUACGCCCUGGCCUCAGAGGCCUCCCAGCGCAGCAAGCAGGUGGCAGCGCAGCAUCUGGCCCUCCUCCCGCCUAAAGCCCCCCUGUCCUCCAGGACGGUGCCACCUUACCCCCCCUUAAACAACGGACUCCACUACACCUUUGUCUAACACCUUCCAACCCAGGCAGUGACUGACCCGUGAUCCAGCGUGCAGAGAAGUCUGGAGCCAGGGGCCAGUGGAACCAGUUUCCUCCGAGAAGAUUGAUCCUUCUUCCCCUUCCAGCUGAGCCGGGGUUCAGGCCGGAGGACAGAGCACCACCAGCUGUGGGGCAUUCACCACAGGGCUAGGGCCUAACACCCACGCUUGUUUUAGUUCAGACUCCUUUUUACAUGUGACAAAGGCACUUUUAAUACACACUGUAAAAUACUGACUCUGUAUUUUAGAAUCAGGCUAUAUUUUAUAAUGUUCACCUCAAGGGCUGAGUGGCUGAGAAGGUGAGGAUGCAGGAUUUUGGAGCUGCACAUACAGAUUCAGGUACCGUUUGGGUGGUGGGUGUGGGUGGGAGCUGAAGGGCAGGGUGAGCAGAGGCCAGUCCAGCAUCUGCUGAACUCAGGUGAGGUUGGAUUGGAGAUGUACUUCCAGUGGAUUCCAGUGUUGGGCUCAUUGGUGUGUUGUCCAGGGCAGUGAUCAGCUGACCCUGACCUGGCCUGAUGACCAGCUCUGUAGGGUGAAACUCCACCGAGCUGGCACGUGGAGCCUCGGCCUUGGGUCUGGCUUAGGCCCAAAGGUGUGUCCAAGAACUUCGGUUCCCAACCUGCCCAUGAGGUUCUCUCAGCAAAGGGCUCUUCAAAAAAUACAAAAACAGUUCGCUGUAAUUAAAAAAAAAAAAAAAAAAAAAACACUUUGAAAUACAGAAAAGGUGAGAAGAAACACCUUUGAUUUGUAUCAUAAGCAAUAAACGUCACACUGGGUGGCAUCUACCUACAGCUCCCCGAGUCCGCACUAGGCUGUGAUAGGUAACCCGGGCUCGUUGCGGCUGGCCCCUGAGAACACAGGUCAGCCUACCCAGGACUUGGGUCAGGUGGCAGGUGGGCAGGCAGCGGGCCCCUGCCCUCCCUCAUGGCCAGCAGGGCCAUGAUGACAGGACUAUGACUUGACUUCCAGCCUAAAACGGGGAGGGUGCUGUUAAGCCAGGCUCAGUGUUUGUGGCCCUUUAUGUAAGUCAUGAUAUUCUGCAUUCGGAAAAUGAAGUUGGAAAAAAACAAAACAACUCCAUUGGGUGGAGCCACACUUUAAAUGAAAAUUUGUCUUUGACUGUGGUCAGAAAAAUCAUCUUGAAUAUAUUUAGAAGUUGCCGUCUAUUUUUAACUAACUCCAUAUGCUGCCAGUAUCAACCUCAUGACAUUUGCCAAAAUAAGAUUUUAUUUUUGCCUUUAUAAGAUUUUGUUGGAAAAAAUGAAAUGACUAUUUUGCAAGAAAAAGUUAAUUUAAAUAAAACUGUAAUGGUUUGCAAAAAAAAAAAAAAAUGUGAUGUACAGAUUAAACU